Trichomycterus rosablanca is the source of this 3518-nucleotide messenger RNA. RefSeq names its product zinc finger protein, FOG family member 2a (gene zfpm2a). The record is from RefSeq and is a predicted model, not a curated record. Bases 63 to 3497 code for a protein of 1144 amino acids. Gene Ontology annotation, biological process: negative regulation of transcription by RNA polymerase II; cell differentiation; positive regulation of transcription by RNA polymerase II. The transcript is spliced from 8 exons. Lineage: Eukaryota; Metazoa; Chordata; Actinopteri; Siluriformes; Trichomycteridae. Gene Ontology annotation, molecular function: RNA polymerase II-specific DNA-binding transcription factor binding. Gene Ontology annotation, cellular component: nucleus.
UCUCUUGGAUGAAGCGAGUCCCGGCGCGGUAUCACUGCUGUUAAUUCGGCUUCACUGCAGCCAUGUCCCGAAGAAAGCAGAGCAACCCGCGCCAGAUCAAACGUCCCCUCGGUGAUGGACUGGAGGAGGAAGAUGAGUGUCUGUCGGAAGGGAACGAGUUAGCGACUAAAGAGGAGUUCUCGGUGGAGGAGAACUUCACGGCAGACUUUGAGACGGAGAACAUCGCCUGUGAGGACAUGGAGUUCUUCUGCACUAAAGGUGAGGAGAACAGCAGCAGGGAUAUGCUGGACACAGGCGUGGAUGGACAGAGCAAAAGGAAUAAGCCGCCCACUUUGGAAUCAGAGGAGUGGGACGGUCCAAGAGAACUUGACCUGAAGAACAAAGACGGCGAGCGGCGAGUUCAGAGUCGUCAGCAGCUUCCUGUAGGAACCACGUGGGGGCCGUUCGACGGCAAGAUCGAGAUGAGCACAGACGCCACCAGUCUGAAAAGCAAGGCACCGGUCCCAGUGGUUCUGAGCUCGGGUCCCAGGUGGCUGCUGGAUGUGACUUGGCAGGGAGCAGAAGACAACAAGAACAACUGUGUUGUGUACAGCAAAGGUGGACAGCUGUGGUGCACAACCACUAAGAACAUAAUGGAAGGCGAGGAGCUGGUGGCGUUCGUUGUGGACUUUGACUCUCGGCUGCACUCGGUCAAUCACAUGUCUCUAAGCGAGGGCAUGUACCCAGCACGCCUCCUAGACACUAUUCAGCUCCUGCCACAGCAAGCCGCCAUGGCUUCUAUUCUCCCCACCGCCAUCGUCAACAAGGACAUAUUUCCCUGUAAGGCUUGUGGAAUUUGGUUCAGAAGCGAAAGGAACCUACAGGCGCAUCUGAUGUACUACUGCAGCGGGCGGCAGCGGGAUCCAGAAACCGGGCCUGAGGAGAACGAGGUGAACCCCCACCAGACCCCCAGCAUCUGCCCUUUCCCACAAUGCAACAAAAGCUUCAGUAAUCCUCGAGCCCUGGAAAUGCACCUGAACACACACAGUGGUAUCAAAACGGAGGAGACGCUGCCCCCCGGCACCAGCCUGAAAUGCACAAUCUGUAACUACACGGCGGAUUCGCUGAUUACGUUCCAGCACCACGUUCUCACUCACCUGUCACAGGCGGCCUUCAGAUGCAAUCACUGCCAUAUCAGCUUUCAGAACCACAGGGAACUCCUACAGCAUCAGGACCUGCACAGCCACUCUGGCAAGCUUCACAGAGAAAGCGACAGUGAGCAGUCACCGCAGGGGACGGAGGAAAGUCUGCAGGCCAGACAGGAUCUAGCAGCAAGGAAGGACACCGUCCGACAGAGUCCCAAAAAUAUAGCCAACAAGGACAGUAGCGCCGAUGGAGAGUUAGAAAAAGCUGAGAAAAAGCUUGUGCUUGGACUGCAGAAGGGGGACGUCCACUCGGGGGGCAAGGCCAGCUUCUCUUACACCAGGAUCAAAUCAGAGCCUUCUAGUCCCAGACUGGCCUCCUCUCCAGUUCAGCACAACUUGGGACCCACCUUUCCCAUGGGUCCGUUCCUUUCACAGUUCGCUUUCUCCCAAGACAUCUCAGUGGUGCCCCAAGCAUCAGAAAUUUUAGCCAAAAUGUCAGAACUGGUGCAUCGCAGAUUACGCCACGGAGGGAACACUUACCCGCCCGUGUUAUACAGCCCUCUCAUGCCGAAAGGGGCGACUUGUUUUGAGUGCAACAUAGCUUUCAAUAACUUGGACAACUACUUGGUGCACAAAAAGCACUACUGCAACAGUCGCUGGCAGCACAUGGCAAAAUCCUCAGAUUUUAACUCCGUACCAGACAAGAUCACCGACUCGGUGAGUCCAAACGGUGGUCACAGUUCAGUAGGGUUGCUCGCAGGAUGCCACCCUUCAGAGACAGACAGUCAUUUAAUGCCAACAUCAUGCUUGAAUUCAUCGGUUUUGGACAUCAUGAACGCUGGUGGCAAAGUAACCGAGAAAGAUCUCAGCGCACAGAUAAAAAAAGUCACCACGCCAACACCAGGUGUUGAGGACAGACUCAACGAAAAGCAGGCAGAGGUCAAAAGUCCAAACACAUCCCUACCUGAGGGCGAGAGUGACCUAAACAAGACCACUUGCGAGGCCUGCAACAUCACCUUCAGUCGACUUGAGACGUUCAUGGUCCAUAAGCAGUAUUACUGUGCAACACGCCACGACCCACCGAUGAAGCGCAUGUCUAAUAACAAAGUGCCCUCCAUGCAGAGAACCAUGAGGACACGCAAGCGCAGAAAGAUGUACGAAAUGUGUCUCCCGGACCAGGAACACAGACCGCCGCUGGGACUGCAGUCUGGAUUUCUGACUGUUCCAGCACUGGGAAACCCCUGUACAUCUCAAGAGACUGUUGAAAACCUGGCUGACCGUUUCCAUCCCCGCUGUGACAUCUUCGCAGGGAUGGUCCCAAAACACCUCGAGGCUUCUCUCACCGUCACAAAGUCCAUCCUAGCUCCCAAAACGAAUGUCCUUCCUGGCAGUCCUGGCAUCGACGCACCGAUCGAUCUCAGCAAAAAGUGCUCGCUCGCUUCUGACAAGACGUGCAACUCACCCAAAAGACUCUUAGACUAUCAUGAGUGCACCGUUUGCAAGAUCAGUUUUAACAAAGUGGAGAAUUACUUAGCUCAUAAACAAAACUUUUGUCCAGUUACGGCUGCUCAGAACAGUGACGUUGCCGGCCUUGACGUACCUGCGUUUCCAGGCAUGAAGAUGGAAGGUGGUAACCCUGAUGACGCGUUUGACAAGAGUCCUGUGAAAUGUGAGAAGAACGGCGGCGCCAAGUUGACCGUGCAAAACGGCAAUCUGUUCCCGUCACACCUGGGCCCCAUGCCAGAGCUCAAACCUUUCGCCGACCCCCAGGUGAUGCCCUCCAAGGAACUGUUUCUGCCACAUGGGAUUUACCCUGGAGCAAUAAAAAAGGCAAAAAUCACAGAGCCGAUAUCGCCAUACGUCGGGAUCAAGCCUAGCGACUUCAUGACAGGAGGUAUGGGUAAGCAAGGUGAACCCAGUGAGCAAGAGCACGGUACUAACGGCACAAGUGAUGAAGGCAAAGAGCAACCUGCUGCUCCCAAUGGCUGCUCUCAACCCAUCAAAGAACCCCUGCUUCCAAAAAACAGGGGACUGGUGAUCGUCAAUGGUGGGCUCAAAGUGGAAGAGUGUCAAUCAUCUCUACCCGCUCAGCAAGAAAACCAAUCCAACAACGCUUCACCACCUGAGGGGCAAACGUCUCCCACAUGGGGCGUUGAGAACCCCUCAGAUCCUAACGGAAACGCAUCACCUAUAUCAAAGUCCCCACCCGAUGAUACGCCACCUGUCUUGGCCAAAGGCGUAAAUGGUUCGGCUCAGCCGGCCGGAAGUGGCAAGUACUGCCGCCUGUGCAACAUCCAGUUCAAUAACUUAUCGAACUUUAUCACUCACAAGAAGUUUUAUUGCUCGUCACAUGCCGCCGAGCACGUGAAAUGAAUUCAGACUCUUCCCUUCACC